Messenger RNA from Echinococcus granulosus, 774 nucleotides. RefSeq names its product Homeobox protein ceh-31. The coding region runs from base 1 to 774 and encodes 257 amino acids. The transcript has 3 exons. Gene Ontology annotation, cellular component: nucleus. Gene Ontology annotation, biological process: regulation of transcription by RNA polymerase II; cell differentiation. Gene Ontology annotation, molecular function: DNA-binding transcription factor activity, RNA polymerase II-specific; RNA polymerase II cis-regulatory region sequence-specific DNA binding. NCBI's taxonomy places the organism in Eukaryota, Metazoa, Platyhelminthes, Cestoda, Cyclophyllidea, Taeniidae. The record is from RefSeq and is a predicted model, not a curated record.
AUGACCAAGAGACUGGCAUCCUUCAUGAUUGAGGACCUUUUAAUGCCCGAGAUCGGCGACUCGACCAGUGCCGACAGCGAGGGAGAUCUGCUGGAUGAAAUGGGCUACAAUGAUAUCCCUCAAAGAAACAACCACAGUCACCGCCACUGGCGCCAUCACGAGCAGCACCAGCAAGGUCGCCACCAGUGCACUAGUCCACCCGACCAACAACAGGAGGAGGGGAUGUCAAAGAAACCACGCAAAGCACGGACCGCCUUCACAGACUCUCAGUUGAGUGAGUUAGAGAGAAACUUUGAGUCGCAGAAGUACCUCAGCGUGCAGGAUCGUAUUCAACUGGCCAAUCGGCUCAAGCUGAACGACACGCAGGUGAAGACGUGGUACCAGAAUCGCAGAACGAAAUGGAAGCGUCAGACAGCAGUAGGCUUGGAGUUGCUCGCAGAGACAGGAAACUUCAUAGCCGUUAAACGCAUCCUCCAAACUAACCCCUACUGGGCCUCCCAUCCCGCCACCGAGGGCAUCCUCGCCAAUAUGGAGGCAAUCUCAAAACAGGCGCCACACACCAUCCCCACCGCUGGUAAUUCAGUCUUGAUGACACCCUCAAUGGAUUUGCCACCGAGUCCCCUCCUUCCAGGUGACGCCGCAGCAAAGACGACGUCUGACGCACUGCGCCAAUUCAUUCAAUCCCUCCUCAUUCCUCCACCCACCGGCCCCCUCCCAUUGCCUGCGCCCCAUUGGCCCGGACCAAUCAUGUCGCCUUCGCAGGGCUUCUGUUAG